AUGGCGAGAAAACCAUACUUUGGAUUGAAGGGAGCAUGGCUCACCUUCUGGGUCACGGUUGCAUGUGCGACCGACAUGACGCUUUUUGGAUACGAUCAGGGUGUUUUUGGAGGCGUUAUAGUUACGCCUGACUUCCUCGACCUACUGGGCAUCGCGGACAAUGCGACGAUGCAAAGUACUGUCACUGCCAUUUACGAUAUCGGCUGUUUCCUCGGCGCCAUUUCGACCAUCUGGGUUGGCGAGAGACUCGGACGCAAGAAGACCAUCUUGGUUGGCACCACCAUCAUGAGCAUCGGGGCCAUCUUGCAGGUGGCUGCCUUUGGCGUGCCGCAGAUGAUCGUCGGGCGCAUCGUCGCGGGCAUCGGCAACGGCAUGAACACUUCGACCGCACCGGUCUGGCAGGGCGAAACAUCCAAAGCAAGUUGGCGCGGAAAACUCAUCGUGAUUGAGAUGAUUAUGAACAUUUUCGGGUUUAUGCUAAGCAAUUGGGUUACAUUUGGGCUAUCGUUUGCUUCAGGCUCUAUUGCCUGGCGCUUACCGUUGGCGAUCCAGUUCAUCUUUAUCUUUAUCUUGUACGGCACCGUUCCUUGGCUCCCAGAAAGCCCCAGAUGGCUUAUCGCGAAAGGACGGAUUGAGGAAGCCGAAGUCAUCUUAGCGGAUCUCGAGGCCUUGGAGGCUGAUGAACCAUACAUCGUCACACAGUCUAAAGAUAUACAAUGGGCAGUGAAUUAUGAGAAAGAAAACACUAUUCCCUGGUCAAAAUUGCUUCGAGGCAAGACUGGUCCGCAUGGCGGUACUAGUACAAUACGACGAUUGAUACUCGGCAUGGGCGCCCAAGCUAUGCAGCAAUUCUCCGGCAUCAAUGUCACAUCAUAUUACCUUCCGCUUGUACUCAUACAAUCUGUUGGUUUGGAUGAGAAAUUAGCACGCUUGCUCGCAGCGUGCAAUUCCGUAUCAUAUCUCCUGUUUAGCACGAUCGGUAUACCGAACGUGGAGAGAUGGGGCAGAAGAAAGAUGAUGAUGUAUGCGGCGGCGGGACAAUUUUUCUGUUACAUGAUCAUCACCAUCUGCAUCCGCUACAGCGAGGAUCCAGGGAUCGGAAGCACGGCCAAUGUCCAAUGGGCCAAGGCGUCCAUCGCGUUCUUCUUUCUCUACUAUGUGUUCUUCGGAAUCGGCUGGCAAGGAGUCCCAUGGCUCUACCCGACCGAAAUCAACAGUCUCAGCAUGCGUACCAAGGGCGCGGCGCUGGGGACGGCGACGAACUGGAUCAUCAACUUCAUGGUGGUGGAGAUCACACCCAUUGGAAUCGCGUCCAUCGGCUGGCGGUUCUACAUCAUCUGGACCGUCUUCAACUUUUCCUUCAUCCCCAUCGUCUACCUGUUCUACCCGGAGACGGCCGACCGCUCCCUCGAGGACGUCGACCGCUUCUUCCAGCACAACCAGGACAUCCUAAUAUUCAGAGACCCGGACGCCAAGUCGUCCAAGCGCCCACAGCGGUACGUCGACCAGGAGAAGGAGCAGGUCCGGCGGAAUAGCUCCAUUCGCCCUGCUGAUGUGCAGGGUGCCCUGCAUAGAAGGAGCGCCGCGGAGCGGGCUAAUACCAACGUGGACGAUGAAGAGAAGGGAUAUGUCAACCAUUCCGAAUAA
Truncatella angustata is the source of this 1647-nucleotide messenger RNA. Its product is annotated as general substrate transporter. Bases 1 to 1647 code for a protein of 548 amino acids. Lineage: Eukaryota; Fungi; Ascomycota; Sordariomycetes; Amphisphaeriales; Sporocadaceae. Gene Ontology annotation, molecular function: carbohydrate:proton symporter activity. The transcript has 7 exons. Gene Ontology annotation, biological process: carbohydrate transport; transmembrane transport. The record is from RefSeq and is a predicted model, not a curated record. Gene Ontology annotation, cellular component: membrane.